Molecule: messenger RNA, 6085 nt
Organism: Larimichthys crocea (large yellow croaker)
Lineage: Eukaryota; Metazoa; Chordata; Actinopteri; Sciaenidae
Gene: kcnn1b
Product: potassium intermediate/small conductance calcium-activated channel, subfamily N, member 1b
Exons: 10
Coding region: 2165-4972 (935 amino acids)
Biological process (GO): potassium ion transport
Cellular component (GO): membrane
Molecular function (GO): calmodulin binding; small conductance calcium-activated potassium channel activity
Source: RefSeq, a predicted model, not a curated record
GGUCAUGGUUAUUUCAGAAUAGCGUGGCUGGAAAUAACUUUUCUUUCUGUCUGUUUAGUUACUUUGACGAGUGACUGACCAGUUUCUUUGAAGGAGACAUUUGUUUAAAUAGAUAGUUUGGCACGAACAUUGAAGCCACUGUCGCCAGUAGAUUAGUGUGCGAGUCUGGCCUCACAGUGAAGAUAACAAGAUGUCUUCACUGUGUUUUUUUUUUUUGGGGCAUACAACAGCCCUUAAUCUAAAAUAUUGCUGCAUUUCCAAGUGGUUACAGAGAUUAACUGUGACAACUUUUUUUUCUGUUAUUCUACCGGACGACAAGAACCCACAGAGUCAAAAAAGAGUUGAUGUAAAAUGUGACUACUGACUGUGGAGUUAGGGCUGCUGUCUCAUGACCUGCUCAAGUGUUCACACAAGUCUGAUGUGUUGCUUCGUUAAUGCCUGAUCUAAUACCUAACUGUUGUCCUUCCCCCUGCAUUAUGUUAUAUUGUCGUCUUCAACAGAGGCCUGGUUUAUCAACUUGUACUGUCAACUGUCACAUUGGCUUAUAAGUCAAAUGCAGAAAUAGAGAAGUACUCUAGUUACAUUUAUGGCCUCUCCUCAUCUCAUCUCGCCUCAAACUAUGGCUGAAUUCAGCCUCCUUUAUCUAUGCUCGCAGACCGUUUGGCCUUUAGCCAGCUUUGACUUGAAUGUCCUAUUAUCUUCACAAAUUUACUGGGCGUUCAGAGCUGUGUUAAUGGUGCGGUGUGCGUGGAUGCAACUUUCCUUUUAGUCACAAACCUGUUUGUAAAAUAAAUGAUAUGAAAUAAACUACAGAUCUGGGCCAUACACUGUUAUGUGGAGAUAUGAAUCUGGCAGCCAAAACUUGAAGCCAGUUAAAUGUAGCAGAAAAAAUUUACGUUGUCUGCUACUGCUUCUUCUUCUUUGUUUACGGCAUCCUAACAUUUUUACGUAUGAUUUGAUUCAACACAUACUGUAUGUGAUAGUAGUUAUUUUGAAUUAGUUUUGUAUUCAUUUAUGGCCAGCAAUGCUGUCCAGUGUUGCUGUUGGUCACAAAGGUUUUCUCCAGCGCAGCAACAUUUAUAUACUGAGCUGCUGAGGCAGCAAGCUUUAGGCUUUGUAGGUUCGUCAGAUGCCUGUCGGAGAGACAGAAAGCAGGGCUAAAAACUGGGCUUUAGCACUCUAAAUGUUAAAUAACAUAUGGGUAAAAGGAGAUAAACAAUCUGACUAAAACAUCUGUAGUGUGUGUUUGGAAAAUGGCAUUUAACUACACAUUAAGGCUCACCAUAGGCCUGAAAACCAAAGGAAAAAUGCAUCUAUAUCUAUUUAAAGGUUGUAAAUGUAAAAAAAUGAUAACCUGCUUUUUUGACCAAUAAUCAAGAAAAGCAAUCAAGUUGCUGUAAUUAGUUUGUACUUGUUAAAUGGCAUGUAAAACAAAAAGAAACUUGGAUUUUGGUUGAGAAGACACUAACAGUUCCUUUUUUCGAAUAUAUCCUUUCAUAGAGUUAUUACCAUUUGUUGUUAAAUUUGUUAGUUCAAGGACACAUCUGAGGAGGCCUUGCGCUCACAGGCUUCAUUCAUUCAGAACCAGAUUUAAAAAUGGCCACCUUUGUCCAGCCAGGCUCUUGUGGCGGAAGAGAUAAGAGACUGUGCGAAGGCCUUUGAACCACAGAGCUUCAAUGACAAGUUCAACUGACCUUUUAUUUUCCUUUUUGCAUUGAAAGCGACCAGUUCUCUUUCUUUCCCCUAGCAACCAAUCAGUCCACUCUCCAUUUAUAGGGAUUUCUUUGAGCUUGUACGUGUGAUGUUCCGCCUUAAAACUCUGGUCUGAUGUUACAGGUUUUUGUUUUCCUGUAUCCUAACCUGUUGCUGCACCCUCCCACUCCCUGUCAAUUUGCAUGGUAGCCCUUUACCAGGCCAGCUGCUGCUGCCCUUUUCUUUCUUCAUGUUGAAUUCUAAUCAUUACUUUCAAAGGAAAGCGUCUCCAAAGCUCCUUUAUCAAGUGUUGUACUGGGAGGAGGCAAGCCGCUGUCUAACACCCACUCAGGCUGUUCUUCUUCUUCUAAACACUUCUGUUCUGCAAACUGGGAACAUUUCCUCUCAGUAACCUGCUUUCUCAAGUUUGAAGAAAAAUCAUUUUUGGAAGAAGAAGCUCUGCAGUGAUGCCAUGAGGCUGAUUCUGGUUAAACCCACAAAUGCAACGCGACGUCUUGACUCAACGGGUGAAGUCUUCCAUGAUGGGGACCGUGAGCAUUGUACCUCAGGAGGUCCAUCACCUCUGAGAAAGUCUCCUGAGGGGAUGCAUGAUCGAUACGCAGGUACCUCUGUGGAAGCAUCGUCACCCCCACAGGAGACGAGUCUAUGCUGUGUUUCAUCUUCACCCCACGAAGGGUCUAAUGGAAUCAGUCCACCAAGAGUUUCAACCCAGAUAUCGCCACUGAAAACCCGAAACUUAACCUUAUCACAGCUGAGUGAUCAGGACUGGCUGCUCUUUUGUGGCCAGGUUAGUAGCGUAGAAGAUGAUUCACCCUCAGCAGAGACAGCAGGGACCAAUGUAAGACAUCCAAACCACAAUGACAGAUGUGGUUGUUCCUGUCCUGAUGCACACCAAAAUUCAGAGACUUCUAGUUUUCAGCUGCAAUCAAAACAGGGCACAGUCCAAGACUGCCUUUCUAGAGUUUCAAACAAGAGAAGCCUUUCAUCUUUACCACACACCCAGCCUUUCUCUCAAAGCACCCAAGCUCUGACCACUUGCCAGGUUUUACCACAGCAAACAAACCAAAGGGAUCUUUUGAAACCUGCAACAAACCAUCCACAGGAUAAUUUCAUGCUCCAGUGCAGUGACCAAGAAGAUCGAAAGGAACUAUUGCAGCAACAGCCUUGCAAUCAUUUUAAACUUCGAGACAGCAGCCAAGCGACUUUAUUCAACAUCCCACUGAACUCCAUCGAGUGUGCCAAGACAAAUCAGAAACUACACCAACAUCAGCCGGCUGUCACAGCAGACCUCAACUGGAGGGAACUUUUUGGUAAAGAGCCACUGUUGGUACAACAAUUUCAAAAGCAAGACACUCAAUGCUCGAUGAGCAGCGAUCAAACCUGCAAGUCACCUGGAGAUCCCUCAAAUGUACUCAAGUGCCAUCACCCUUACAACCCUUUAACCAGCACUCCACGGGUGAAAAGGUCAUCUACUCCAGCAAGUAAUAAAAGUGUUCAGUCCUUCUCCAUCAGUCAGUAUAGUUCACUUGAGAACCAGGAUUUAGUGGAGGAGAGAACGAGACAGCGACAAAGUCAGACAACCUCUCAGCACCUCAGUGGAUCAAAACUCUCCCUUCCCAAACACACUACUAAACUUUCUGACACCUUAGAAAACGGUGACACGGUUAAUGGGGAUGCAGUGCGACCACUGAGCAGCCAUGGUACUUCUAGAUCCAGUCUUUCAGAUCUACACUCAGGCCAACAGCCUCUUCAGCUUCUUCACAGCGCCAUCCUGGAAGAUGCAUUCUCCAAAGUCAUCAGAGAAGAUUCCAGUAAGGCCAACAGCGAAAACCUGACCAGAGGGGAACCACAGAAGAAGACUAAGGAUAUCAGCUACCGGUUGGGUCAGAGAAAAGCUCUCUUUGGGAAGCGCAAACAGUUGAGUGACUACGCGUUGGUCUGCGGGAUGUUUGGCAUUAUUGUCAUGGUGAUUGAGACAGAGCUGUCGAGGGGAUCUUACAGCAAGGAAUCCAUAUAUUCAUAUGUAUUGAAAGGCAUGAUCAGCCUUUCUACUGCUAUUCUUCUUGGACUCAUUGUGAUGUACCAUGCAAGGGAAAUCCAGCUCUUCAUGGUGGACAACGGAGCAGAUGAUUGGAGAAUAGCUAUGACCUUUGAGAGAAUUCUCUUUGUUGUGCUAGAGCUCCUUGUCUGUGCCAUCCAUCCAAUCCCUGGCCAAUAUGUGUUCACCUGGACUGCUCGACUGGCCUUCAGCUACACAGCAUCGGUAGCGGACGCUGAUGUGGACAUCAUCCUCUCUGUGCCGAUGUUCCUGCGCCUUUACCUGAUUGGCCGGGUCAUGCUGCUCCAUAGCAAGUUGUUCACAGACGCUUCCUCCCGCAGCAUUGGGGCACUCAACAAAAUCAGCUUUGACACUCGUUUUGUCAUGAAGACUCUGAUGACCAUCUGCCCCGGCACAGUCCUGCUGGUCUUCAGUGUGUCCUGUUGGAUUAUCGCGGCUUGGACCGUGCGUGUGUGUGAAAGGUAUCAUGAUGCACAGGAGGUGACCAGUACCUUCCUUGGAGCAAUGUGGCUGAUAUCCAUCACCUUUUUGUCCAUCGGCUACGGUGACAUGGUCCCUCACACCUACUGUGGCAAGGGGGUUUGCCUGCUGACAGGAAUCAUGGGAGCAGGCUGUACGGCCUUAGUUGUCGCUGUUGUUGCAAGGAAGUCAGAACUAACCAGAGCUGAGAAGCACGUCCAUAACUUCAUGAUGGAUACUCAGCUCUACAAAAAGAUAAAAAACACAGCAGCCAAUGUGUUGAGGGAGACGUGGCUCAUCUACAAAAACACCAAGCUAGUCAAAAAGAUUGAUCGUGCCAGAGUACGCCACCAUCAGCGGAAAUUCCUGCAAGCCAUCCACCAAUUGCGAGCUGUCAAAAUGGAGCAAAGGAAACUGACUGAUCAGGCCAAUACAGUUGCUGACCUUGCCAAGACUCAGAACAUGAUGUAUGAUCUGGUGUCGGAGCUGCAACAUCGAAGCGAGGAGCUGGACAGGAGGAUUGUGGCUCUGGAAGAGAAACUGGACUCCAUCCUGCUCAGUGUGCAAUCACUGCCCGUUGUGCUUUCUCAAGCAAUAACAAAGUUACAAAAGGAUUUCCUGGACGACUUGGCUUGUCGGGUCCACUUCCUGUCAUCCUCUCUGAGCUCUGAGUGCUGUUCAGUCCCUGCCAGGCAGCUCUGUCCAGGGUCCACCACACCAGAGACACCAUACAGCUCCUAGGCCUUACUCAGUGCUUUACGUUUUAGGAUGCAACCUUUUCUUCAUGCUGGGAAGGAUUUUCUCAACAUGCACACUCUUUUAUUAUAGUAGCGCUCUACUCCGCAAUCAUACAGUUACACACAUUCACCCCUGGGAUUUACAGCUACUGUCUCGAACUGAGCAGCUCCAUUGAGAAGGGAAGUUUCUCAGUUAGGGGAUUCUAGAGGAAGUGGAGAUCAUUAUUCCUUCAUUUCCUCAAUGUUUCAGUCAGCACAGGGGCCGUUUCUUCACUUAAUAACAGAAAAGCAACAGUCCAUAUAGCUCACAGACCUCAUCUGGAUAAACGUUUUAGUGUUUUUGAUCAGCAGUCAACUAUGUUUAACUCUAACAUUGUGAGCUAGGAAAGGUUUAUCAAGCCUGUUUGUCACUUUGGUUCCUACAUGAACUAGCUGUGAAAGUGAUGAGAAAGGCAACUUCCCCUUUAUGGCUGAGACUGUGUAGGGUGAAUAUGUGAAACUAUAAACAUGAAAAGCAAAGCAGUACUAUGGAAGAGCUAGAAAGCUUUAAAUGUUCUGUCAACUGGAAGACAUCUUGUUUGAAUGCUGCAAAAUAACUCAAAGAAAAAAGAUUGUUAAGUUUUGAAAGAAUGAGAUCAGUUUUUCCGUUCCCGUACAUCCAAGAGUUGUUGUCUUUCCUGCUCCAUUAGAACAGCAUUUUCUGCAUUUUACACUAAAUGUAGUUCUCCUUUAGAGAAAGGGUGAUUAGGCAUAAAGAAGAGAUUAUAAUGUUUACGAUUACUUUGGAAGCAGUAAGGGUCUGGUGCCAGCUAAGUUUUCAUAGCUUUAGUGAGAAGUAGUCUCAGAUGGUCAGACAAUACUGUUGUGAAUGACUGUGCCAAAUGCCACAUUAAAGCUUAGAAGGGAUCAAAACAUCGCAGUCAAAAUGUUACAAGUUUGCCUGAAGUGCAGCUCAUUUGGAGUCUUUUUCAUUUUUUAACUCACAUUCAUGUUCUUUUUGUUGUUUUGUGCUCAUUUAAGACGUAAUUUCUGUAUGAUGAUUUACUGCUUCUUGUAACCUUUCCUGUGUAGGCCUGUUGUCAGUAUUUUUGAAGUUGUAAACGUAAAAUAUUAGGAA